Cuscuta epithymum is the source of this 4411-nucleotide messenger RNA. The record is from the annotation of a GenBank genome assembly. NCBI's taxonomy places the organism in Eukaryota, Viridiplantae, Streptophyta, Magnoliopsida, Solanales, Convolvulaceae.
CCCUCAUCAAACUUUAUGAAACCAACAAGUCUCUUCUCAUUCCUUUGUUUGUUGUUUUCCUCUUCUCUACCUUUACUCCUUCCAUUCUAAUUUAUUCACUCCUAAAACCUCUUUAGGAGCAGAAGGCCAAUGGCUAUGGAGAUGACGGAGAAGAAGAGGAAUCAGCAGACCCUACAUUUCUCCAGAUAUCUCAAAUUCCUGCUUCUAUCUGCCUCCCUAUUUCUCUUUCCCGCCGUCGCCGCCGGCGAGCGCGAUUUCGACUACGCCGACGCGCUGUCCAAGUCCCUCCUCUACUUCGAGGCGCAGAGGUCCGGCCGGAUUCCGUAUAACCAGAGAGUGACGUGGCGCCACCAUUCCGGCCUCGCCGACGGCCUGGAGCAGAAGGUGGACCUCGUCGGCGGUUACUACGAUGCCGGAGACCACGUGAAAUUCGGUUUGCCGAUGGCGUUCACGGUGACAUUGCUGGCGUGGGGAGCGAUCGAGUAUGGCGCGGAGAUUGCGGGUGCAGGGGAGUGGGAGCACGCUCUUGAGGCCAUCAAAUGGGGAACUGAUUACUUCAUUAAAGCUCAUACUAGUCCAAAUGUGUUAUGGGCGGAGGUGGGUGACGGAGACACUGAUCAUUACUGCUGGCAGCGGGCGGAGGACAUGACGACAUCCCGGCGAGCUUUCAAGAUCGAUGAGAAUAAUCCGGGGUCGGAUCUCGCCGGAGAAACAGCUGCCGCCAUGGCGGCCGCCUCCAUCGUGUUCCGGGGAAGCAACCCGCAUUAUUCUCAUCUGUUAUUGCAUCAUGCGCAGCAGCUGUUCGAAUUUGGGGACAAGUAUAGGGGGGCGUAUGACAGCAGCGUGGGAGUGGCGAAAAGCUACUACGCUUCAUUUAGCGGGUACAAGGACGAGUUACUGUGGGCCGCACUUUGGCUGUUUCGAGCCACCGACGACCGCCGCUACCUCCGCUACGCAAUGGACAACGCCCAUUCUUUUGGGGGCAUCACUUGGGCCAUCUCAGAGUUCACUUGGGAUGUCAAAUAUGCUGGCCUUCAAAUCCUUGCUUCCCAGCUACUCCAGGAGGAAAGACACAGGAAGCACCACGGCCCCAUCCUUGAACAGUACCGUUCCAAAGCCGAACAUUACAUAUGUUCAUGCCUCAACAAAAACAUCGCCGGCAGCAACAUCAGACGCACUCCGGCCGGCCUCAUAUUCGUCCGGCAAUGGAACAACAUGCAGCACGUGUCGGUGGCCGCCUUUCUUCUCACAUUACACUCCGACUUCCUCAAGAACUCCGGCCAGAACCUGAGUUGUCCCGCCGGAACAGCCGUUGGCCACGAGGAGCUCCUCCGGUUCGCCAGAUCACAAGUGGACUACAUAUUGGGCUCGAAUCCGAGGAACAUGAGCUACCUGGUGGGCUUCGGCCCAAACUAUCCCAAGAGAGUUCACCACAGGGGGUCAUCCAUCGUAUCUUUCAAGGAGGACCAGAGGUUCAUAGGGUGCACCCAGGGGUACGAUGAUUGGUACGGCCGCGACGCGCCCAAUCCUAACGUCGUGCAUGGGGCAUUGGUCGGCGGACCGGAUCAGAAUGACGAGUUUGAUGAUGAGAGACAUAACUAUAUGCAGACGGAGGCGUGUACAUACAACACCGCGCCACUCGUCGCCGUUUUUGCUAAGUUUAAUUGCUUGAAUAAUAGUUGUAAUAACCGAACCUCAACUGCCUCUUUUUGAAAUACAGAAGGCACCAUAAUUUACACAAAAAUACCUACCUAUAGUUCUAUAAAUAUAUUCGUGUUGGAGGUAUUGGUCCUACCAAGGCCUCCCUUCCACUUUAUUUGCUGAGGCUUGCACCCUAUGUUUUACUCCCACUUUGGUGCCUUUUACCUUUGUAUAUUAUCUAAUCAAUAAUAUACAUGUUGACUCCUUACCUGGCUUUGGCCUCUUGUACUGUCCGCUGCAGUACCUGCCCUUGGCUUGCUAUACCCGUGAGUGUCCUUUGGCCAUCCCGUGAAUGUCCUUGUUGUUUGCCCAUAGGCUGGCAGCCUACUAUAAGUCAACUCUUUUCCCUUCUUUGUGAGAGCAGCCUGCGUGAGUAUUCUAUUGAGAGCAGUGCUCCCUUCUCCUUCUUUCCUUUGUGUGAGAGCUGAGAGAGGUCCUAAGUGGAGAAUAAAAAUAGAGUUGUGUUGUAGCUUCCUCCUAGUGUGGUGUGUGAGAGUGUGUGUUGAGAGACCUGAGCCGGAGACGGAGCCGAUCCUAACAAUUCGUAUACUCGUUUUUUCGUCACAAUCCAAAAAGGUGGAAUCGCCCACGCACGGGCCACGGCACACCUGACCUGGUGGACGGUGGAAAAGUUUUUUCUUCACGAUGUGCCUAUGUGUACACAAAGUAAUGUAUAUGCUGUGAAGUUUCCUUCUCACGCUUCUCAAUAGCAUGCAUGAAGCAAGAGAUUGGCAUAUUUUAAACGUUGUGGAUUAUGCUUUACAUGAAGAAUCAGUACCAUCUGUUAUUCCUCACCUGCCUUGUGCCAAAGUGUGAUAAAGUGUAGGCCAGAACAUGACUCAUUAUUCCAUCAUACUGUGACUAAAUUUCACAAUCUUCAUCCUACCAUAUAACUGACUGGGCGGUUUUAAAAGGUCUCAGGAUGGGGUGUCAUUGCUUUCAGAAAAAUACUUUCUAGUCCAUAUCUAGUUCAGUACAAGCAGUCUGAGUCUGAUCGAGUCAAUUUUAGUCUAAUUUUAGUUCAAGAUUUCAGUUUAUUCAUUGUAGGAAGCAAUGAAAUUAUUUUGGAUGGAUUAGAGCUGGAAGUCUGGGACUAGUUAUAGCCAAAAAACAGGGCAUGUAGAUUUGAACCAUAAUUUUGACACAAAUAAGUACAACUUGACCAUCUCUUUUAUGAUGGUCAACUAAAAUGAUAGAGAUGGUCAAAUUGUACUUAUUUGUGUCAAGUUGUACUUAUGAUGGUCAAAUACCCCAAGGGAAAGAAAGUCAGGGUACAAUAAGUACAUUUUGACACAAAUAAGUACAACUUGAACCAUAGUAGAGCCAAGGGAAAGAAAGUCAGGGUAUUUGCCUUGGCUCUAAAAUGAUCGACUCAAACGGGAAUCAAUUUAACUAGAACUUCACCCAAAAUAGGCCUAACCCAGAAAUAGGAACAGGUUGGCUCAGGUCGAUUACUGGUACCAGUUAUAGCAAUAAACGAUCGUGUUCACUCCUAUAUAAAUAUAGGAGUUAAACCAUAAAAUUAACACAAAUAAGUACAUCUUAACCAUCCCUUAACAUGAAAAUGGGUCAUGUUCAUUCCCAUCUCUUAAAAUUUGUCUUGGAGCUAGGCAUGGACCCAGACAAGAAUCAAUUUAGCUAGGAAUGGACCAAAACUAGUACCCAGAAUUGGCCUAACCCAGUACUAGGCAUGGACCCGGUCAGGUUCGAUUCUGGACUGGCCACUCCUAAGAGGCUGGAUAUCUGGAACCGAGAGUCCGAGAGCGGUCCCAAUUUAAGUCUGAUUCUGAUUUUUUAUUUUUAAAAAUAUUUUUUUGUAUGUUUUUAAACCUUCUGGACCCCCUCCCUACUUUGUUUUAGCCUUCAAAUGAAUUAGGCAGUGUUUUAAAAAGCCAAAAGUAGUGUUUGCAAAUGACAAAUUCUACUUAAUUUAAGUAGUUUUAAGCCAAAAGUUGGAAGCUGGGUUGGGGUUGCUUUUAUCUACUUCUAGGCUUUUUAGUAAAUAAACCCAACUCUGAUGGCAGUUCAAUUCCUGAACAAUUUCGAUUAUCCCCAAAGCUACCCUUCGACCUCACAUCCUGCCUACUAGAACCGGUUUCCAGCAUCAAAGAACCACCCUUCCGCUUUCAUCAAUUAUCAAUGGAAUCUAGUACCACCAGUGGCCAAGCUGUUAUGCCGCCAUUCUGUUCUGCCGCCGCUCUGUUCUGCCGGUGGUGAAGACGAAUGUGUCGCAAGUCUCAUGCGGUGUCGCCGCCGGUGACCAAGCAAUACAUAAAUUCGACAGAGAGCUCCACAAUUUGAUUUCAAAAUGAAGAGAGCUAGAAGUUUUUUUCUAAAUUAAACUAAGAUGAUUAGAAGAGAGCUAGACGGAGAGCUCUAAGCCUCUAAACGGUGGUGGUCAAGCACCUGAAAAAACUUCUCGCUGUAAAAGGAGAGAUCCACAAUUAUUAGAAGGCAUAAAUGUAGGAGUAUUAUAGGUUGAGAAUCACAAGGUUUGAGAAUAUUGUGUAUUGAGAGGUCAGAAAGAGCUUCCGGUCUGUUGGGGAAGGUGCCAGAAAAAUGUAGCUCGAGCAAUAGAAUGUUGGGCAUUCAGGAUGGACCGAUGGAGUAAUAUUUAAUUUAUUUGAGGGGCAUUUUUGUACUUUCACAAAUUACACUACCAAAAAUCAUUUUUUUAUCAAACACUUCAACUUUUACCUUUUAAUUACAA